AUGCCACCAGCAGCGCCGGGACCCGUCUCAACCUGUGCUAUGGACACUAAUAACUCUACCCUGACAUCGGCUUCACCGUCUUGUCAUGUUAGAAUUAAUAGCACCCAUGAGAACAUUGGACUCACGAUGGACACACACCGAGACGAGAAUCGUAUCAACACAUGUCGGAUUUCCGUUGAUCAUGUACCCUGCCUAGAUCGUCUCUCUCCGGUCACUUCUACGACGACAGCACCCUCAGAAGUAGGGGACAAUGUAGGACCGGUGGUCACGUAUACAAGUAGACCUUGCCAGUCAACACCUUCGCCAAUGGGCACGCUAACACCCAGCACACUGAACAGCUGUCAGCAUGGCAAUAGUAGUAACAUCGGUAGUAAUAUGAUGGAAGUACCCCUUCGACCAAAGCCGGUGGAGAUGGUCAACGUACCACCCGUUGUGUCUGAAUACGUCGUCGUAGACAACUCGUGUGUAGGCGACGACAAGGAAAACACGCCGCCCUCACAGGUGCUGAUGGAGUGUGACCUGGAGAGCUUAUGUGGAAAUCACGCAUUAAAUGGAGACAGUAAUACCAGUAAUAAUAACACCACCGGUUUGUACGGUGGUAUGGGGUCCCCGUCAGUCAACCAGUUACACCAUCCUCACCAAGUACACUACCAUCAACAACAACAGCAACAACAACCUUUAUUGAAUCAUCACCAGCAACAACAACUUCACAACGUACAGCAGAUGCAUACAGUCCCCACAAGCGGCUGUUAUAUGUACACUCCUCGUACAGAAUCCACUGCAUAUCCGGAAAAUAAUGAUCGUAUGAUCACGUCUACAAGUUUAUCAGGCAGUGGAAACCGAGAGGGUCACAGCCAACAACAGUCCUCAUGUAUCUAUGAUCGUACCGGGGCUGGAGUUGCCGUGAAUUCUCCGCCGUCAUUUUUAGUCGGCAGUGGAAAAUGUGUGAAAAGGAAACGACCCGCGUUCGAUUCCACAUCGGACUUUUGUGAAAACAAUAACAAUUCAGGUAUGAUGCUAAACGGUACGACGACCAACAACAGUUGCAAUGGUGGGGUCGCUAUCAACACAAGUCACAUCGAGGGCUCUGCCUCGUCAAUAUCAAACAGCUGUUCUUCGCCUAUCUUUUCAUUGUAUUCAUCUGCAUUCAGUCCGGCCAGCCCCAAGAGGACUCGACUAGGUGACUGCGUUGUUCUCAUGGACCAUAACAACAAAUUCGACCCAAGCACUUCGUCCUCGUGCGCUAUGGGGUCAGCCUCCUCGUCACCUAUGUCACCCACGUCGUCGUCGUCUUUGUCCCUUUGCACGACUCUUACGUCAACAUCGACAUCAUCAGUUGAGAAUUCUUCACAUGUGCUACAGCAACAACAACACAAUCUUCCUCAUAACAACAAUCCUAUCCACCACCACCAUCAUCAUCAUCAUCAUCACCAUCAGCAACAACAGCAGCAACACUUAUUCCAAGUACCACACCAACAGCAACAACUUCAUCAUCACCAUCCACAACAGCAGUCCUCGUCAACUCCGGAUUGUUCAAAUCAAAUAAAUAAUCUAGUGUCCAUUUUUCAUACGGGGUUUUCUGGUCUCUGUGCUGGGGGUGCCAACAGCACCCCCUACAGACAAGAACAACAAACAACGGACAUUCUUCAUCAUAAUAAAGUCGGGUCACUUCAUGAUAACUCACAGCAGCAGCAACAACAACAGCCGUACCACCCCAAUGUUUACCACCACCUCCCAGAACAACACCACCCACGUCAACUUCAACACCAAACAAAAGAAGGCGAUGGUGGUGGCGGCGGUGACAAAGGAGGAGGAGGAGGGGGAGGUGAUGGUCAUCUUUGUGCCGAUGUCGUCGGCGCCAACCUUGAAAACAGCUGCGCCAAUCCUUCCUCAACGUCGCCGCAAACGACCACCCUCAUCAAAACAAACGUGUCGACAUCUUCGUCGACGAUCGCUCCGUCAGACAUUUAUCCCCAACAUCAACAAGGAGGGUACCUUAGCUCGUGCUCAGGGGUAUCUACGCAGAACUGGAACACUUUGAGCAGCACGAACAUCCUCUCUAUACUCUCCCUUCUGCAUUGCCUUUUUUCUGUCUCUUCUCUCAUAAACUCCCUUUUCUCUCAUAAUCUCUCUUUUAUACUUUCUCUUUCUUUCUUUCUUUCUUUCUUUCUUUCUUUCUUUCUUUCUUUCUUUCUGUUCUCUCUUUCUUUUUUCUCUUUCUCUUUAAAAAGUCGUUUGUUCAUAUCUAUCUAUCUAUCUAUCUAUCUAUCUAUCUAUCUAUCUAUCUAUCUAUCUAUCUAUCUAUCUAUCUAA
Molecule: messenger RNA, 2313 nt
Organism: Acanthosepion pharaonis
Lineage: Eukaryota; Metazoa; Mollusca; Cephalopoda; Sepiida; Sepiidae
Source: the annotation of a GenBank genome assembly